AUGACGGGCGGGCCGCGCGCGUUCCGACGCCCCGCGCCGCGCACCGGGUCGCCGCCGGCGCGAAUCGGCGGGACCGACCCGACGGACGACGCGAAUCUCGGCGCCGACGCGCUCAUCGCCAAGGGCGAAGCGGCGGUGCGGCUCGGUCGGUACGAGCAAGCCAACGAGGCGUUCGCCGCGGCACGCGCCAUCACCGCCGCGGAGAAGACGCGCGGGUCGCCACCGUCGUUCGCCGGGCUCGGCGACGCCCCUCACGACGCGCUGGAGGCGAAGGCGGCGGAGUGCGAUGCGGCGUCGGAGGCGAAGGCGGCGGAGUGCGAUGCGGCGGCGACGGGGGAGGCGGAGACGCAAAAGCGGAUCAAGGACGCGACGAUAGCGGACCUUCGAGCGGAACUGCGCCUGGCGGAGGAGGCCGCGGAGGCUCAGCGGCGUCGGGCGGAGGACGCCGGCGGUAAACUCCGCAUCGCCGAGUCCGAGACGGCGGCCGCGACGCUCGCGAGGUCGUCGCUCGAGGUUGAAAACGCCGAGCUGAACGCGAGGGUCGAAACGCUUCGCGCGGAGACGGAAACGCUUCGCGCGGAGAUGGAAAGUCUCCGGGCGGAGAUGGGCGCGACGAUCGCGGCGCACGCGGCGCGCGCGGCGGCGGCCGAGACGGCGGAGACGGUCGCGCGAGAGGCGCUCGCGGCGGAGGUUGCGAAAAGAAAAAAAGAAGUCGCGCACGCGAUCGACGGACGAACGAACGCCGAAACCGCCAUGGCCGCCGCGGAAAAACUCGCGGCCGACGCGACGUACCGCGCCGCGAACGUCGACGAGAUCGUCGCUUCCAUUCGCGAGGAGUGCGAGGUUUUAGUCGCCGAGCGCGAGGCUGAGUGCGAGGUUCGGAUGCGGCGCGCGACGUCCGAACUGGAAAGAGCGUCGGCGGAGGUGGCGAGGCUGACGGCGAACGCAGAGGCUUUCGAAGCGGCGCGAGCGGACGCCGUCGCGGACGCCAAAGACGCGCGCACGAGCCUCGCGAACGUGCACGCCGAAUUCGAAGCGUUUAAACGUCGCGAGGAGGAGGCGAAUCGUCGCGCCGAGGAGGCGAAUCAUCGCGCCGAGGCGGCUGAAGUCGCGGCGAGCGAAAUCGCGGCUGCGGCGCGCGCUGCGAGGGAGGCAGCCGCGUCCGAGGCGCGCGCGCGCGGCGAGCGCGAGGCGGAGUUAUUGGCGGAGUUGUCCGCGGUUCGGCGGUCGGUCGACGCGGCGCGGACAAAGGCGACGGAGGCUGUCGCGAGGGCGACGCGAGACCUCGGCAAACGACGCGAGCUCUUCUCGGAAACCCAGUCACCGGACGGUCCAGACGCGUUCCAAAAGUCUCUAGACUCCAUCCGGGCGGGUACGACGUCGGCGAACGCGGCGGCCAAAACGGCGUGCGACGCCCUGGAGGCGGCGCUGGACGGUGGGUACGGCCGCGCGAGGGUGUGCGUCGCCGAGAGCCGCGGGAACGACGAUCCCGGUGACUCACCCCCCGGUGACUCACCCCCCGGUGACUCACCGCCGAGCGUUCUCGUCGCGGGCGCGGAAGCGUCCGCGUUCGUCGCCCCGAACGAUCGGCUGCCCGCGUCGUCGCUCGCGCACCUCUGCGUCCUCGCGGUACGCGCCGAGAACAACUCCCUUUCUACCGGGCGUCCCUCGCGUGUCGGGUCAAAUACCGACGAUCCCGGCCCCGAGGAGGUUCGUUUCCUGCGGGGCGUCACCGCGCUUCGCGGCGCCGGAAACGCCGACGAGGUAAACACCGACUGGAAACGACUGGAAACGACUGGAAACCGGCAUGGAACCGACCCACCGUUCGCCGCCGCGCAGGGCGCGGGCGUCGCCAUCGCCCUGCGCGGGACGUCGAGCGGCGUUGUUAGGGUAUUAUGCGUCGACACGCGGACGCGGGAUUCGCCGCUGAGCGUCGCCGACCUCGCCGCCGCGCACGAGACGGCGACGCGGCUCGCGGCGAUUUACGCCGCCGACGCCGAGCGCGUCAGGGCGUGGACCCGAGCCGUGAUUCGCGCGCGGUGGUCCGAGCUGGACAACGGAGAUGAUGAGGGCGAAGACGAUAAGGAGAACGCCCGUACUCUCGCGACUACUCGCGGCGAUUACCGAUUCGACACGCCCGCGGGGGCGGCGCGGGUCCUGUUCGAGCGCGCCGCGCACAAGCGGACGCUCGAGUCGUUGUUCCGCGAAGGGGGGGUUACCGGACACGACCACCUUCUGCGCCACCUGAGCUCGCUCGGUGCCCCGGACGGAGUGCGUGGUUUGCCACCCGUAUUGGCCGCGCCCGUGACACUCUCCGCGUGGGCGGCGUGCGCGUGCGUCGGCACGGCGGAGUCGCAACCGCCGCCGUUUACGCGCGUCGACGCCGCCGCGUUCACCGCUCACGCCGACGCCGCCGCCGCGACGGACGCGUGCCUCGCCGAGAGGAGGAGGGAAGACGCGAGGGUGGCGGGUUUAGCGGCGCUCGGGAUCGAAACGGGGCGUUUGGUCACGACGGACCCGCCCGUGUCGUCGGACGGGGCUACGCCGGAUGGGGCGGCCACGGAGGCGCGGCUCAGGGCGACCGGCGAGGCGGCGGCGAGGCGCGCGAGCGUCCUGUGGACCGAAGGAGGCGUUCGUGACUGCGUCGCCGCUUUGCUGGGAACCGACGAUCGUAGAACUCGCGGUUCCUCGUCCGCGGCGGACGUCGACCGCUCCGACGCAACGCCGACGGCGACGACGGACUCGCCGAUGUCGGCGACGAAGAUCCGAGCGCUCACCGCGGAUCGCGACCUCCGCGACGCCGUACGCGCGCUCCUCGCGGCGGCGCCGAUGCUCCGCCCCACCCUCGACGGCGAUCGCGAGUGGCGCGAGAUGGGCGGGUUCGAUUGCGCGCGCGCUUUCGGCUCAGCCGAGACGGACGCGUGCGCGCGGCUGUGGGCGUGGGCGGCGACGACCGCGUGCGCGUGGCGCGCGUGGCGUCGGGUCCGUGCGAUGCGCAUGGACGAGGGGGCGGUGCUCGCGAUACUGGACGGGAUGGAAAUGGCCGAUACGGCGGCGGCGCGCGUUGGGGUGACGUCGGAGGAAGACGGAGGGAUCAUGAUGAUCGGCGAUGGACACGACGGUGGCGACGGUGGCGAGGUUGACUGA
Messenger RNA from Micromonas commoda, 3147 nucleotides. RefSeq lists its product with no specific name. The transcript has a single exon. The coding region runs from base 1 to 3147 and encodes 1048 amino acids. The record is from RefSeq and is a predicted model, not a curated record. Lineage: Eukaryota; Viridiplantae; Chlorophyta; Mamiellophyceae; Mamiellales; Mamiellaceae.